Messenger RNA from Talaromyces rugulosus, 1080 nucleotides. RefSeq lists its product as uncharacterized. Gene Ontology annotation, molecular function: proteasome binding. Lineage: Eukaryota; Fungi; Ascomycota; Eurotiomycetes; Eurotiales; Trichocomaceae. Bases 1 to 1080 code for a protein of 359 amino acids. The record is from RefSeq and is a predicted model, not a curated record. The transcript has a single exon.
AUGGAGCAACAAGACGACACCAUAUCCCUCACCGUGCACCACCACGGCUCACCACACACCGUGACACUCCCCGCAUCCGCAACUUUCGCAGACCUCUCGCUCGCCAUCUCCUCCUCGCCAUCGCUCCAACAAAUCCCCCCAGCAAACCAAAAACUCCUAGUCGCACCAAAACUCGGCCUACAAAAGCCACCCUUUGACAACUCACGCUCGCUAACCGAGUUACUACCACUACCACUCGACUCUCCCAAACUCAAAAUCACACUUCUCGGAUCAAAACCGCAAGAGAUACAGUCUCUCAACGACACCAUCGACAGCAACAACCAGCGUUUAGCAGCACGCAGAGCCGCGCAGAGAGAAUACCGUGCUCCGCCGGUGACGCGGCGGCCACCGGCUGGUAUACACACGCUCUCAUCCCCGUCUUCAUCGACAUAUACAUUCGGUCGCUGCGAGCCAUUAACAUACCUCCCCAACCCCGAACGAAGUCUGAAAUUCCUGGAACGGCUGCGCGACGACGCCGGCAUAAAAUUCGCCAUGGCCAAGCACCGCUUCUCAGUCCCUUUACUCACAGAAAUGAACCCGGCCGAGCACACGACGCACGAAUCGCGCACGCUAGGUCUGAAUCGAAACAAAGGCGAGGUUAUUGAGCUACGGCUACGCACAGAUGCAUACGAUGGAUACAGGGAUUACAGAACGAUUCGCAAAACACUGUGUCAUGAGCUGGCGCAUUGCGUGCACAGUGAGCAUGAUCGCAAGUUUUGGGAUUUGACAAAGCAGAUUGAAAAUGAAGUGGAAAAGGGGGAUUGGACGAGAGGCGGGCAGCGGCUGUCGGAGAAUGAGUUUUAUAAUCCGCAGGACUGGGAGACGGAGGGCCAGCGGAGUGAUGAUGAGUGGGUGGACCAUGGCGGUUGGACUGGAGGGGAGUUUGUUUUGGGGUCAUCCUUAUCAUCAUCAUCACCAUCACCACCAAAUCAAGGUGGAUCGGCGUUGACUCGUAGGGAAAUCCUAGCUCGAGCUGCAGAGGACCGUGCAAAGAGAGACCAGCAGAGGGGGAAAGGUCCUGAUAAUGCCGAAAGGCAAUAA